ACUAAAAAAAACUGUGGGAAAUUUGACGUAAGGAACCGAUGUCUACAAUAACAAUAGAUUAGAUCAGAUCAAUCGAUCUAGACUAGAUCAUUUUCAAUGCUCAAUCAAGGUUAAAACGGAACUAUCAAACUAUGGAAACAUUAUCACUCACUAAUGCAUUAAAACAAGUUUAUUGCAUACAUAAAAACAUUGUCUCAGACUUAAAUGCCAAAAUAGAUGUGUUGACUUCAGAAAAUAAAAACCUGAAAUGUAACCAACCUAAAGAACAGUGUUUAACUUGUAUUCAGUUACAAGAAAAAAAUCAAACCCUACAAGAAUGUUUCAAUGCUCUGAUAAAGGAAAAAGACUCCACUAUUCAACUUUUAAGAGCCAAGAUUCUGAAUCAGAAUGCUGAGACCACAAUAGAAAUUUUAGAUUCAAAAAACACUUCAGAGCUGAAGCUGCCUGCAAGUAGAGCUAACAAUAAGCAUGAAGAGUCCCAUUCUAGUCCUAGCACCGAUGAAAGCAGGAAUGAAUCAUUUACUAAAGAGGAAAAUUCUAAUCUGAAACAUAGUUCAAAGUUACGACUCACAAGGGAAAAUAAACGGCGCAAUCGAUAUCAAGAGGAAAGGCCUGAAACAAAAAGAAUUAAGACAUUGUUGGACCUGUCACACACCGAGAGCAUAGAAGGUAAUACCUCUUUGGAGAAAAAUUCUUCCAAAGUUCUUGUUCCUGAAACAGAAAAGCUAGAAAGUCAGACAAGGGAAGAGAACCCAGUUGUCUUAAAUGGUGAAUCUGAUGAAGAAGCAGCAGACGUUUUAAGUCAAAAUGUGCUCAUUGUUCCUGAGACUAUUGAAAUGGAUGACUUUUUAAAAACAGGUGCAUGCGGACACGUGAGUCCAGAUUAUGGAGACUCAAUAACAGUUGCUUGCAGGGGAGCUUCUUCUAAACCACAUGUGCACAAAUGUAACCCAGUUUCACAAAAUCUGACUCCCAAAAAAAUAGUGAAUAAAUUUCCAGGGCAAGACACUAUUCACUCUGUUAAUGAGGAAACAAAAAAUGUUACCUGUAUUAGUAGCAAACGCAAAGAUGGAAAUUUUACACAAAUUGUAAGGGCCGAGGAAAAGAACAACAAUUUAUUGUGUAAAGUUGAUUUAGAUACUUCCAGUCCAUCCAAAUCCACUGAUGCUAAAGAUACUUCAAGUCUAUCUAUGGUUAAGAACACAGAGGUUCCAGGUAAACAAAAAUCUUCUUUUCAAAACAAUUAUCAAUCAACACUAAGUCAAGUCUUUCCAGAACAUCUUAGCAAGCAAAACAAACUUAAAUCAAAGUUGAUGAAUGUUGAGAAAAAAAAUAAUCUCCCCUUUUUUGUGGAAGAAAAGAAACGACAUGAAGCAGUCUCUUCCAGUCACGUGAAAGAAUCUGAAUUUCAAAUUCCGGUAGCACCUUUUUGUACAAAAACAACUUUGGCUAGAAAAGAUGUCAUCAACUCAGCAAAAGAGCAUGACAGAGAUGUGUUGACAUUCAAUCUUAAUGGCAGUAUCAACCCAAAUAUCCAUCUUUCAGAGUUUUCAAAUUCUCAUUCUCAGUUAACUGAAAGAUUAAUAUUGGAGAAGUCAGUGGACAACUUGGAUGAAACUGUAGCUCCCAAUCUUGUCUCACAAUUUUACACUGCUAACCAGAGCUUGGGAUCUCAAGGGUCAUCAUCAAAAACCCAGCCAGCAUCCUCUCACAACUUGGUGGAGAUAGCAAAAAUCAAACUGUCCCCUUGA
This is a messenger RNA of Biomphalaria glabrata, 1751 nucleotides long. RefSeq lists its product as uncharacterized. The transcript is spliced from 7 exons. NCBI's taxonomy places the organism in Eukaryota, Metazoa, Mollusca, Gastropoda, Planorbidae. The record is from RefSeq and is a predicted model, not a curated record. The coding region runs from base 132 to 1751 and encodes 539 amino acids.